CAAUCCGACACAACAAUUGCACGUACAUUCAGAAAGUUAUUAAGAAGGUGCGUGCACGCAGUGACAGUGAUGUGUGUGUGAAGUAUAUGGAUUGCUGAUUUAUUGUUUUUGAACGAAGACCUAUGCAAAAUGGGGCGCGAUGAUAAAAAGAGCGGGACAAUUGUCCUGGAAAAUUUCAAUUCCACGGCGAACCUAGCUUCCAACCCUGGGUUCCAGUCGACCCUGACUUUGGGGUCCAAGGAGAUUAUCAAUGAGAAGGCUUACAACCCCUUUGAGCAUAGAAAUGUGGAGCACCCUACCUCUACCAUUGGUUCCCUGGUUCACCUGCUGAAGUCCUCGCUAGGGUCUGGUAUCCUGGCGAUGCCUGCGGCCUUCAAGAAUGCCGGACUCGCGGCCGGGGCGAUUGGUACUAUAGUCGUCGGGUUUAUAUGUACGCAUUGCGUCUAUGUUCUUGUAAGGACAUCUCAAGAGGUAUGUGUGGAGGCAAAAAAGCCGUCCAUGGGAUUUGCGGAAACCUGCGGGGCAGCUUUCGAAUUUGGACCAAAAAAACUCAGGCCUUGGGCCAAUUUUGCCAGGACGUUCAUAGAUUACGCCCUCACCUGUACGUACUUAGCGGCCCUUUGCGUCUACGUCGUCUUCAUAUCGGAAAAUUUUAAAGAGGUUUUAGAUGUCUACAUACCAGAUUACAAGCUUUCAGUGGAAGCCUACUGCGCAUUGACCCUUGUGCCUCUGGUGCUGAUCUGCCAAAUCCGCAACCUCAAAUGGCUGGUGCCAUUCUCAGCGGUCGCCAACGUUUUCUUGGUCAUAUGUUUCUCUAUCACCAUGUAUUACAUCUUCAACGACCUGCCCAACCCUGCUGAGAAGGAGAUGGUGGCUAGUGUUACCCAAUGGCCUCUUUUCAUAAGUACCGUCAUAUUUGCGAUGGAGGGGAUCGGUGUUGUGAUGCCGGUUGAAAAUGAAAUGGCCAAGCCUCAGCAGUUUUUGGGAUGUCCUGGAGUGCUGAAUGUGGCGAUGACUAUUGUCAUAUCUUUAUAUGGAAUCGUCGGGUUCUUUGGCUUCAUCAAGUAUGGAGACGAAGUGAGGGGCAGUGUCACUUUGAAUUUGCCGCAACAUGAAGUCGCCGCCCAAGCUGCCAAGAUCCUGAUGGCCCUGGCGAUCCUCUUCACCUACAGCCUGCAGUUCUACGUGCCCAUGGAGAUGAUCUGGAGACAACUCCACGACAAAGUCUCCGUGAGAUACCACAACAUCACGCAAAUCUCUAUUAGGACUGCAGCCGUUGUUGGUUCAGUUGCACUAGCCGCCGCCUUCCCUAACUUAGAGCUGUUCAUUAGCCUUUGUGGAGCUAUCUUCCUCUCCAGCCUCGGUCUCCUCACUCCAGCCAUCAUCGAUACCGUCCAUAACUGGGACCGGGGCUUAGGCAGGUUCAACUGGAUUCUUUGGAAGAACAUCUUCAUCGGAAUCAUCUCCCUGAUCGCCCUAUUUGCCGGUUCUUACGUCUCAAUCCAGGAAAUGGUCCACAAAUUUAAUACACAUUAUGUUUCAGAUUUAGUUGUUAAUGACACUAUAAGUAUAAGUAAUCAAACUCUCGUAUUAUAAGGUUGUGACUAAAUUUGUGACUUCAGACGGUUGUGCUUUUGAAUUUGUUAAAUUGUAUAAUGACUCUAACUAUUUUCUAUAUUAGUCUGGGAAUAUUUUUUUGCAUGAGAUUAAAUAUGAUAUGAAAAUAAAAAAAAUAGGUAAUCCAAAUCCGUGCGAAAAAUAUGGAUUCUUGAGAGCAGGAACCACACGGCACUUAAAUAGGCUAAAAGAUAAUAAAUAAAUUUACACUAUUGUUUUGCAAAAUCCAUAUGAAUCCAGAAUGCCCUAUCGCAUUAAGUCCACCUAUUAUACACAAUACAUGCAUAAAAUUUAAAUAAAAAAAUAUGAAGCCAUGAGUUGUCUAUGAUUCAUGGACCAACGUAGAAUGAAAAAAAUAUGUUUAACAAUGAAUUAAGAUAUAAGAUCAACAUAGUUGUGAACUUUACGACUUAAUAAUUUAUAGUGAGUAACAGUUUCAGUACAAUGAAAGUCUUAAAUGGUCUGAAAGACUAUAAAAUUAAAAUUAGUUUUAUAAAGUAGAUAGUGGAUUUAGUGGUUAAUAAGACAAUGAAAUAUUUAAGAGGCAAUAAAAUAAAUUGUGUUACUAAUCUUAAUUUAGUUUUAAGCGCCAGUUAGGAUAAGACUUAACAUGGGUUGCAUCAUAUAACUAAUUCCCGCUUUGCCAUUUUUUUUACUCAAUUUUUUUUUGUACUAUUACUCAACAAUUGCAGUGACUAUAUCAUAUUCAAUAAUAAUCUGAAAUAAAAUUUGACGUUAACUAUAACCGAGGCUUCAGUGCAAUUCACUUUAAACAAUGUAAUAAAAUAACAAGGGAUUAAAAUCCGUCCUUUAAAGUCUAACAUUGUUAAGGUUAGUUAAUUAAUUUACUCUUCCUUACCAUACCAAUUAGGCGCGCGAAAUAUAUGCGGGCACUUAGUGUUUGUGUGUUAAGUACGCGUGGCUCUCUGUGUGAAGGUACGGUGUGUAAGUUUGUUUUAAAAAGUUUUUGGUAAUUAAAGGCCCAUUUAAGAGCAGAUUCGGUCUACCAACUCAAUUUUUUUUUUGUUUACCAUACCUAAUAGUUACCAUCCCCCGUAACGUACGCACGCUUGACGUCGUUUUUUGCGCGACCUAUUAUAUCGCUGUCCCGUUUUACGUCAUAAUAAAAAGCGAAACAGUAUGAUAUUGUGAAACCGUGAUCCAAUAUGGGUGAAGGAUGUGGGUGUCAGACAGGAAUUCCUCCGUGUAAAAAUGCCUGACUUACUCUAUGAAAUGAGGAAAAAGAAAUUUCUGUAACACUGCUUAAACAUAAUUUACAGCCUACGCAAAAUUCUUGUUUAGAAGGCCGAAAAAUAAGAAUAAGUUAUCAGAAUAUUUUUGCAACUUAACAAGUGAUAUACAUUUUUUAUACCUACCUACUUUCUUUAUUGGGAUCUAGAAUUUUACAAAGUUUUCCAUUUGUGUUAAUAUUGACUGAGGGUGAACUAAACAGAAAUCUUUAUAUUAAUUGUUUUCUAACUAUCGAAAACAUAUUAUUUACGUGAAUAAAGUAAUAAAAGAAAAAUUCUAGGUAAUAGGUUUUCAAAUUACACACAAAAGCAUGAAUGAAACUUUAUAAGUCUUCAUGAACAAACUUUUUUAACUCAUUUCGUUUCAACAAUGUGAUGACAUAAAGUACAUUUUAUUAAAUAAAAUUUGAAAUGUGAUACGUUAUUUAU
This is a messenger RNA of Amyelois transitella, 3296 nucleotides long. RefSeq names its product proton-coupled amino acid transporter-like protein pathetic. The transcript has 10 exons. Gene Ontology annotation, molecular function: amino acid transmembrane transporter activity. Gene Ontology annotation, cellular component: vacuolar membrane. NCBI's taxonomy places the organism in Eukaryota, Metazoa, Arthropoda, Insecta, Lepidoptera, Pyralidae. The record is from RefSeq and is a predicted model, not a curated record. Gene Ontology annotation, biological process: amino acid transmembrane transport. The coding region runs from base 130 to 1596 and encodes 488 amino acids.